Neogale vison (American mink) is the source of this 1149-nucleotide messenger RNA. RefSeq lists its product as uncharacterized. The transcript has 10 exons. The record is from RefSeq and is a predicted model, not a curated record. Bases 1 to 930 code for a protein of 309 amino acids. Lineage: Eukaryota; Metazoa; Chordata; Mammalia; Carnivora; Mustelidae.
AUGGGGAAUCUCAGCUGCUGUUGUACGGAAAUCUGUGGGGAGUGUCUUUCUGAAGAUGUGGAGCCGCCCCCAACCACUCCAACCCCUCCACCACGACGACGACGACGACGACGACGCCGCAAGAAGAGAGUCCGAUUCAACUUGCACGAUGAUGUCUACAUCAUCGAGGACACCGAGGAAACUCCCUACGAUGACCUGGUGGAAGAGCUACUACCUACUUUGAGGGCCGAGGAGGAAAUUCCGUCUCUCCCUCCUCAGGAGGCGGCGACCGGAUACGUCCCGUAUGCGUAUUCCCCCGUCAUUCCCUUUAGGGGGACAGAUCUAGCUGAACAAGGAAGGGCCCACAGCAGCUCAGUCCAUACUGAUGAGCUCCCCACCUCCACACUCUUGUCCACAUGUGCACGCCAAGCAAAGCUCCCCGAGCGAUUCCCGAAGAGUUCCAUCGGGGUCCCGACACUCUCUGUGUGUAUCCACCUAGAUUCCCUGGCUAGCGUGGAUGAUGACCUUGACGUGGACAGCAGAGAGGGAGAGGCCCCAUUGUUCACCAAGGUGGUGGCCCUGCUGGAAAGGGAGAGUGUUCUUACAGACCUACUGGUAGAGAGCAUCGAGGACUACUCCACCAGUGACGAUGAAGUCUCUUCAGCAUCCUCGCUGCUCUCUGACCCGGAGAAGGAUUCCACGGAAGACAACAAUUCCGACGAAAGGAGCCACCCUGCGCCUCUCUCGAGAAGCUUCCCUUCGGUGGACAUGGUGCAAACGACAAGGGAAGCAGAAGAAGAGGAGGACUCGGGAACGGGCUGCGCCACAGGACAGUGUGCCCACCACCCCGAGGCACCAGAGGCUCCUGGGGUGCUCCGACAAAGGGAGCCAGGAGGGCCCUGGGGCCCCACUUGCGGCUCCGAUUUGGGCCCGGAGGAGGAUUCGGCAUGAGCACACAAGGAAACACGCCUGCAGGGACGGCUCUCUUACGCCUGACCUCCGAAGGCCAAAGAGAAGACUUCAGGGCAGCCCACCCGAGGACGGCACUGGAGCCCCGAGGACGAGACGAGAGGACCCUCUGAGUCGGCCGCCAAACCCAGAGUUGGCUGCCCGGGCCCUGCCAAUGACGGACACUUGAAGCACGAGGCAACCACCUGGGCCCACAACAGU